Messenger RNA from Ilex paraguariensis (yerba mate), 1503 nucleotides. The record is from the annotation of a GenBank genome assembly. NCBI's taxonomy places the organism in Eukaryota, Viridiplantae, Streptophyta, Magnoliopsida, Aquifoliales, Aquifoliaceae.
AUGGCGGAGGCAUCUAAAGAAAGUUCUCCACCAUCUGUGUUUGUGAACUCAGAACCAAUGCGAGAGGACGAAGUGCAAAAUGCUGUAAAGUUCCUUUCACACCCGAGAGUUAGGGGAUCUCCGGUCAUAUAUAGACGAUCCUUUCUUGAGAGGAAGGGCCUCACGAAGGAGGAGAUAGAUGAAGCCUUUCGCCGUGUGCCUGAUCCGACCCCAACUAUUUCCAAUGCGCCGACAACUGUUACAAAUCAAGAUUCGCAUGCGAAGUCUUCAGCAAAUAUUAAUCCACAGACUCCAAGUCAAAGUCUGCAGCCUGCAGUAGUCACUCCGGCUGGUGUCAUUUCUAAAGUAGGAACCUUUUCCAGAUUCCACUGGUCCCAUGCUCUUCUUGCUGUAGGAGUACUGGCUGCUUCAGGAGCUGGAGCAGCUGUACUUUUUAAGAAAACUAUCAUUCCUACUUUGAAGUCUUGGAUUCGCAAAGUUGUAAUGGAAGAAGAAGAGGAUCCUGUGGCCAAAUCAAACUCAAAACCAAGUUUGACAGAGGAAGCUGCUGCUGCUGCAAAAGCUGCUGCAGCUGCAGCUGCUGAAGUGGCACAGGCAAGCCAGGAAAUGUUGGUUUCAAAAACUGAAGAGAAUAGAUACUUCAAGGAACUUAUGGAUCUGUUAGGUGUGCAAGUACGGGAAAUGAAGUCAAUGAGUAAAGCCAUACAGAAGUUGGAAGGACAAAGUAAUACCCCUAGAAGAAUAUCUAUUGCUGAACAAGAUGAUCAUAGAGUCUCAGUCUCAAGGCAAUCAUAUGCAAAUGGCAAUGCGGACUUUGACUUGCGUUCAGGGAGAUCUUCAUCUCCACCUGCCACUGUGGAAUCCUCUGUUGCACCUCACCCAAAGUCAUAUGCAGAGAGCGUGGCAAUGGUUCAAAGAGGAGAGAGACCUCCUAACAUUAGAAAGAUCAAUGAUCUACCAUCCAAUCCUAAUCAGCCAGUGUCUAUUCCUCACAUAACACCCAGACCUCAGCCUUGGGAGUUCGGUCUAGCUCAGAAUACCUCAAACCAUGUGCUUCAUUCUCAAGAAAGUAGUGAUGGCUUGGACUCCAUUUUUCAGGACAAUGGACUCGGUAAUCAGUUGAAUGGAGACAGUUCAGUGCCUUGGUGGCAACGAAAAAAUGUCAGAAUCACAGAAAUUGAAAGUGAAGAUGAACACAAGACUGGGUCUUCUAGUGUGCUAACCAAUGGCCGACCAGUUCAACGCUCGUGGGUUCCUCCCCAGCCACCUCCUGUGGUAAUGCCAGAAGCAGCUGCAGCCAUUCGACAGCCAAAAAAAUCAUUAAUUCAAAAAGAAGAAUUGACAGAUGAUCAGUUACUGGCCCGUUCUUCAGAUAUAACCGAUGAGUUGCAAAGGAUCACAAAAAUAUCAGAGUCAGGAGGUGUAGAAGAGACUAAUGGUGGGAUCUCUGAGCUGAACAGAAAUGAGAUACAAAACGAAGACAACUCUUACAUUGAGACUUGA